AACCCAUGGUCAAGAUGGGUGAUGGACCGCCGAUCCAAAUAUAUAUCGGAUCUAAAUAAAAUUAAAAAAAAAAAGGAAAAAAAAAGGGUUUGGGACGCUCUUCUCGUCCCACCGCGAGCGUUUCAGCAUUGAGAGCCACUCCGACAGCAACGAGGCUAUCCCCUGGAGCUCGAUUGCUCGUUUCCCCUGUGGAUCCCUCGCCAAUGGAGCUGGAGGACUGCGAGCGGAUGAUGAUGGUGAUGGACUCGUGCUUGUCUUGCAUCAAUUGGCGUCUGCAAUAUAGGUCGAAGCGUCGGCUCUUGACAGACAUACUUUGUUUAUGCACUGGACUAAGACCAGUAGUUCUGGUGGAUUAUGGUGGACUGAUGCCAAAACUCCAAGAGGACCUCUGCUUACUACUUCGCCUUGCCCAGGAGAAGUCAGCCAUUUUACAGCCAUUGAGAGUGAUUGUCCUAGAAGAUAUGGCUUAUAUAGUUCAUGUCAAAGAAUUUGCUGAGCAUAUAUCGUCAAGCCUUGCCUCACAGCAGCAGCUAGUUCUUCUAGACCUUGAACGAAGCCCUCCAGAGUUACUGUUGCAUGCAGUGGAGAACGAAAAUGCAUCAGAACUUCGUCAAGUCCAAAAAUCAUUUUCAUCAGUGUUUCCUGUUGAAGUUGACGCAGGUGUUCUACCUAUUGUACCUGGUCCCAUGGUAAAGCCAGUGAUUGGAUCAUCAAAACGUGAGGCUGCUGAUCUGGCUUGUAGUAGCAAGCAUACUGCUUUUCAAACAUCUUUGGCACUGGAUCUGAGUUAUAUUACAGAAGAUGCCAAGAUCACUCUAUCAUCUGUGAAUGGGUGGCUUCUUGGUUAUCCAAUAACAUAUUUGUUCAGCAAAGAGCAUGGCGAAAAAGCUAUGCGUAAUCUCUCUUUCAAGUCUAUUUAUCACUACAAGCUUUUUGCCAGCAGAAAGGGAACACUUGGCCCAAAGCUCCAGGAGGAUGAAGUACUAAGUUUUACAGUGCCUUGUGAUGUGGCUAAGAGAAGGGAGGAGGAGCCGUGGAUUGAGGCAUUUCUUGCUCGCAUGGAGGGAAAGCUAAAAAGGUGCAACCAGGUGUGGAUAUCGAUGCGGUUGGAGGUCAAAUUUUUGGAAAGCAAUUCACAGGUCAUCGUCGUGUAGCCACAAAUCACAUGACAUCUUGGAGCGCCAAAAGAACAAAAUAAGCUUCCAAUAGAAAAAUCAGAGCCAACAGAAAAAAUGAAGAAAAAAAACCUUCUUAAUGCUCUUAAAUUCAAAUCAAAUUACAGCAUGGUUGUAAAAAAAGGGAACAUAUGGAACCAGCAAUAAUCUUAUGAUGCUUUAUGCUCUUUCCAGCA
Molecule: messenger RNA, 1351 nt
Organism: Elaeis guineensis (African oil palm)
Lineage: Eukaryota; Viridiplantae; Streptophyta; Magnoliopsida; Arecales; Arecaceae
Source: RefSeq, a predicted model, not a curated record